Nerophis ophidion (straightnose pipefish) is the source of this 1544-nucleotide messenger RNA. RefSeq names its product GDP-mannose 4,6-dehydratase (gene gmds). NCBI's taxonomy places the organism in Eukaryota, Metazoa, Chordata, Actinopteri, Syngnathiformes, Syngnathidae. The transcript has 11 exons. Gene Ontology annotation, molecular function: GDP-mannose 4,6-dehydratase activity. The record is from RefSeq and is a predicted model, not a curated record. The coding region runs from base 144 to 1229 and encodes 361 amino acids. Gene Ontology annotation, biological process: GDP-mannose metabolic process.
UUGGUUCAACAGUCUCUUCCUGCUUAGCGGUGCUCACACGAAGAUCAUAUGUGUUGUAAAUACGUUUCCUAAGAGACGUCUAUCUAUGCCACUGCAAACUAGAUUGACAGCUUUUUCUGGUUCUGGCUUUAAGAAGUAAAAACAUGGCAGAGUGCUCCGGAGAGCCAAGGACGGAGAGGAAAGUGGCUGUUAUCACUGGUAUCACGGGGCAGGAUGGGUCAUACCUGGCGGAGUUUCUGCUCUCCAAAGGAUAUGAGGUUCAUGGUAUUUUGAGACGUUCCAGCUCCUUCAACACUGGACGCAUUGAACAUCUUUACCAGAACCCACAGGCACACAUUGAAGGCAAUAUGAAGCUACACUAUGGUGACUUGACAGACAGCACAUGUCUAGUGAAGAUCAUCAACCAAGUCAAGCCAACAGAGAUUUACAACCUGGGUGCUCAGAGUCAUGUCAAGAUCUCCUUUGAAUUGGCUGAGUACACUGCAAAUGUGGAUGGCGUGGGCACACUUCGUCUUUUGGAUGCUAUAAAGACGUGCGGUCUGACCAAUAGUGUCAGGUUUUAUCAGGCCUCCACCAGUGAAUUGUACGGCAAAGUUCAGGAGAUCCCACAGAAGGAAACCACACCGUUUUAUCCUCGCUCACCCUACGGUGCUGCUAAAUUGUAUGCCUACUGGAUUGUGGUGAACUUCAGAGAGGCCUACAACAUGUUUGCCGUCAACGGGAUCCUCUUUAACCAUGAGAGUCCAAGGAGAGGAUCCAAUUUUGUGACACGCAAGAUCAGCCGAUCAGUUGCAAAGAUCCACUUGGGCCUACUUCAAAGUUUCAGUCUGGGCAACUUGGAUUCAAAGAGGGAUUGGGGCCAUGCCAAAGACUACGUGGAGGCUAUGUGGUUGAUGCUACAACAGCAGGAGCCAGAUGAUUUCGUCAUAGCAACGGGGGAGGUCCAUAGUGUGAGGGAGUUUGUGGAAAAAGCCUUCAAACAUGUGGGGAAGAGCAUUGUGUGGGAAGGAAAGAAUGAGAAUGAGGUGGGACGUUGCCAAGAGACAGGAGUUGUGCACGUAAAUGUGGAUCCCAAAUACUUCCGUCCAACUGAAGUGGAUUACCUGCAAGGUGACAGCACGAAAGCACAUCAGAAGCUCGGUUGGAAGCCUAAGGUCACUUUUGAGAAGCUGGUGAAGGAAAUGGUGGAUGCUGACAUCGAGAUGAUGAAGAAAAACCCAAAUGCCUGAGACCAAACCGUACGCCGUCUAUUUUAGUGCACAAAAAGGACCAUGUUUACUUAAUUUCGCCUUGAAGAUAAUUCCAAAUGAAGUUAUGGUGUAUGUUUGAUCUUUGUUUUGUUUUUAUCAAUUAUGGCAUUUUACUCCAAUCAUUUAAGUUACAGUGACGAUUAAAACUAUUACCUGGGAAACGUGAAUCAAUGUAAAAAUCAAUGCGGGUUUUACAACUUGUAUGUGCUUGCAUGCAGAAAGACACAAUAUAGUCUGAGAAUGCAAUUACAGAAGGAAUCACAUUGUUUGAAUAAAGCGAUCACAAAACAGUAA